UUUUAUUAAUAAUAAGUACGGGGACAGUAAAGGACAGGAGUCCCGUGUAGGGAAUGUGUGACGUAGGCAGCAGUUGGUGAAUUUCAGAGGGAGUAUUUACACUGCCUGACUGGGCUCCCGCCAGUUAUUGUUCUUCCAAUUAAAUGAUUAAUUUCAGCUGACGAGCCAGUGUUGUGAUUAUGUGAACUCUCAGUGUGAACAAACAAUACUCUUGUCCCGGCACAACCCACACAGCGCCCAGUCCAACACAUCCUCUCCUCACAGAGGCGCCACCGACUGAAAGAAGUACGCGUGUGACGUCACGAAGACACUCCCUCCGGCUGCUUCGGCGGUUGGACGCUCCGUCGUUGCCAUGGUGACGCUAGAGGAAGUGACUCGGAGUGGGAUUGGCUCAGAUGAGAGCGGCCCAGUUUGACUGGAGAAAGAAGUGCGAGUGUUUGACGGAAGCCUCGGCAGCGGUGAGUCUCCAGCACAGACACGCGGGCCGCCAUCAGUGGGGACUGAUGUCUUAUUUAAGAGCCAGCAGGACUUCAUCUAAUCUCUCACUUGCCAAGAAACCAUCAAAGACCAGAAAGAAACUGCAAGCCAGAAAGGAAUGGGAUAGUUCAGUCAAUGAUCUCACUGUGUUCCGGGCUACAAAUGAAGAGCUGGAGCACCGGCGUGAGAUACACAGAUCCAAAAACCAGUGGCUGGCCCGUUGGGAACUCCAGAACAAAGCAAAUUAUAAACAGUCAGAGAAAGAAAAUUCAACUCAAUUUGAAAAUUCACGUCUAGCUCUAAUGAAGGAGAUCCUUUCUGAUCAGUAUUUGAUGAAUGAUGUAUUGGAGAGGUCAGACCGAGCACUUGCUGUAGUGAAGGACCUGUUUGGAGAUGCCCCCCGCAGACACACAGGAUUUCCCAAUGUGACUAUGGCUCCUUCCUGUGAUCUGGAGACAUCUCGAGCACCCAUAGUACGGAAGAAGGAUCCCCCAACCCAACUGUCCAUUCUGAGUGAGUCUGUCAUGGAUUCUCAGGCUAUAAAUGAAGUGGACAAAUCGCUGAGUCGGUCUGAAUACAGUGACAGUGAAGCUGAGGUCUCUAUUAGCAUCCAGCCCAACAUGAAGGCAGAGAGGGUUCAACAGUUGCUUACUGGGGAGGGACCGAAGAGUGAGGCCUUUAUAACCCCACACAAAUCAGAAGGUGACCCAUCACAAACACAGUGUGCCCUAAAUGCCACCACAGCAGUCAACAGAGUGAAAGUGCGCAGAACAGAGGAAGAAUCGCCAAAGCCAGAGGAAUCCGACUCCAUCAUAGGCCGUGUUCUAAAUCCCCAUGGGAAGGCAAAUAAGAGAAUCUCAUUAAAAGGAAAGAAAAAACGUACCACAAACCAGUCUCAGACCAAGGAUUUUAGCACUUUCAAGGCAUCUGAGCGUGAUUUGACGACCAGCAACCAGUCAAGUCUGGGCCUCCUGAAUAGCAUGAUCAUGGAAGUAGAGCAGGACCUGGCGGAGUAUGAGAGGCAAACGGGCCGAGAAGUUCUAUCAGCUCCCCCAGCUCACGGUCUGACGGGAUUCACGCUCUCUCUUGUCAGCUCAUUAAAACGAGUGGUGUCAUACCUGAAGGAGAGUGACCUGCUGCUGCAACGAGAGGUGAGGGAAAGACAGAACCUGCAGGGGGAGCUAGUGGAACAGAGGCUGAUGCUUGACGCUCUCACUGCAGAAAUCCUCAGUCUGAAAGAAGGAGGCAACAUCCAUGAGAAUCACUCACAGACUAAACAGUGUCCAGAAGUUGAUGGGGACAAGUUGACUUCAAUCACCCAAGAAGCAAAAACGUUUCCUGGACUCAGUGGAGAAACUUGUAGAACAUCCGCUGACUGUGGACUUUCUAAGGCCAAUCAAUUCAUGGAUUCCCAGGAUGUGCAAGAUACAGAUGAAAAACACUGCAGACUUGGGGUGUCCAAGGAAGAAUUUGGUGCAUGUUUGUACCCCCAGGGCCGACCUGCAGAGGAGCCCAGAUUAGCCAGCGCUUUACCCUCGCAUGUGUUCCAGCAAGCUGUCUUGUUAUCCCCUCCCAGGCAAAAAACUGUCGGUAAUCUCAGCAGCCACUCGGCAGUACCAAAGAGGGCAGCUAACAGAUUACCUUCACCACCAGCCGAUCUGAUGACCGCUCCAGUGGAAAAUGAGUGGCCAGAAUCAAAACUAUUUCAGAGGAGUAUAAAUUAUAAGAACACUGCUGCCCUCAUAGAGCGAGGGACGAUGGUGCCGGGGCAGGAGAAUUCCAAACAUGUCUACAGCUCUGCCCAGGGGAGCGGAAGAGUCAACCAACAUCCUACUGAAUCUACAAAAGAGGUCCAAGGACUAGAAAUAGGUGAAAGCCAAAUAAAUCCUCUUCAAAAUGAGGACCUGGUGUCCCAAAUGCAGCAGUUGGCACUUCAGAAUGCAGCACUUAAGGCACAACUUGAGCAAAUACACUUUUCCCCAGAAGGAAAUGCUCCAGAAGGGGCUGCAGCCGAACAGCUUCAUAAUCCAGAACCUGCCACUGAUACACCGCAGGCGAGAGCAGCUCUGGUCCCAGUGAGCCUGGAGAUGCGCAUUGCAGAGUUAAACCGGCAGAGUGCAGAAGCGCGGUACAAGCUCCUAAAACUUAUUGAGCAGCAGAAGCAGAGCAUUGUGGUCUCUCCAACUCUAUCUCCCAUAACCCCACAGGGCAGGCGCACAGGUUCCUCCCUAGAUACAACCCCCCUUUCCUCGUGCAGCACCUCUGGGAGAAGCUAUUACCCCUCGCCUGUGAUUUGUAGGUCCUCCGGUGCAUCUAACAAGAGUGAGUCCAUCAGCACAUCUGUUGGAAGUCUGAGAUCGGCCUCUACUGGACGGAGGUCUCAGGCUGCCAAUGACAGAGGGGAGGGCUGGUUUGCUCUCUCCGCCCAUAUUUCCUAACCCCACCGGACCCCCAUCAGCUGUUCUGCUGGCUCCAUCAACGGCUCCAGAUCUUCCAUGUUAUUUAACUUAUUUAUGUGUCUUAAUAAAAUCUGAGUUUUAUGAA
Molecule: messenger RNA, 3021 nt
Organism: Xenopus laevis (African clawed frog)
Lineage: Eukaryota; Metazoa; Chordata; Amphibia; Anura; Pipidae
Gene: spice1.L
Product: spindle and centriole associated protein 1 L homeolog
Exons: 18
Coding region: 396-2915 (839 amino acids)
Biological process (GO): regulation of centriole replication; mitotic spindle assembly; metaphase chromosome alignment
Cellular component (GO): centrosome; spindle; centriole
Source: RefSeq, a predicted model, not a curated record